Molecule: messenger RNA, 3064 nt
Organism: Chlamydomonas reinhardtii
Lineage: Eukaryota; Viridiplantae; Chlorophyta; Chlorophyceae; Chlamydomonadales; Chlamydomonadaceae
Exons: 9
Coding region: 252-2867 (871 amino acids)
Source: RefSeq, a predicted model, not a curated record
ACCAUCGUAUUCUUGUUCUAUGUCCUCUAUCAAAGCUAGUACACACUACUGGCACACUACCAAACGAGCGCAUAGAAAGCUUCUCCUCUGGAAGUGGCCCGCAGCUGGCCCGCAGCGUUCUGGUCAACUCGACCUACUUUGGACGUUCGCUAUCACCAUAGACAAUACUGCGACGAUGCGCUGAGCCUUGUAGGCGCUGGGGCGGGGGCAACACCCCUCUUAAAUCGAUUCAACUUGACCAGACUUGACGAAUGCACAAGCUAAAUAUUGACACGCAGCAUUUGCAGUCAGCGAGUAGUGAAGAGGUUCACACGCCAACCGAGAAUGAUCUGCUUAUCUCCCGCCUGGUCGCACGCAUCGCUGAGUUGGAGGAGCGCCUCUACAAGAAGGAGCUUGAGGCGCCCGCCGUCGCCGGAAGGGCACCCUGGGACCCCUUGCUUCCGUCCUGUCACCCAUACAUCACGUCGACACCGCCGCCCCUCGUCUCCACCAGCACCUUGCUCGACCCCAGCAUUAAGCUCACGCAGUGCACGGCGGCGCUGGCGCACGUUGCGGCUGCCUCUGCCUUUCCCUUCCUUCCGUCUGCCCCCCCCCCGUCACAUCCCUGCUACUGCCAACCGUCCUGCUUGCGCUUCCCUCCACACGCAGCCACCCGCACCCCGGGCGCGGCGGCAGCCGCACCGACCAGCACCCCUGGCACCGCCUUCGAACAAUUCCAACAACAACAGCAACAGCAACAACAACAAUCCGCCUCGGCCUCCAAGCUUAAGGACUCGAUUCUAAACACGCUUCGGGAGUCCUGGGCCAAGUUGGAGGCGCACGCCAGCAACCCAAACAACGCCCAGGCCGCGGCGCAGGCCUUCGGCGCCGCCGCCAGCCCCAUACCCGCCGCCCUCCUGACCACGACACCCAAGGGCCAGCGGGAGGGCGGGUCGGCAGCAGGCGAGCAGCAGCAGCAGCAGCAGGCGGGCACGCCGUCGGGCGGGGGCGGGGGCGGCGGCGCGGGCGCGCCACCGCUACGCACGCAGUCCUCGCAUGGCCUGCAGCCCGGCGGUAACAGCUUCCAGUUCAGCACGCCCCUGGUGGUGGACUACUCCCGACCCAACCGCUCAGCCUCAGGCACCGACCUGGCGGCUACUGCUGCUGCCACGGCUGCUGCCACCGCCGGUGCUACAGCCGGUCGAGGUGGCAAGGCGGACGGCGGCCGCGAGGGUGGUGGCGACGGUGCUGACGUGGAUGUGGACGUGGACGAUGACAACGCCAGCCUGAGUAGUGUGGACAGCACGGGCAUGGGCUACGAGCCGGCGGCGGAGGCGGCGCCCACGGCUGAGGAGCGCGAGCAGACUGAGCGGGAGCGGCAGCGGCGGCAGAGCGGCGGACUGGCUGGCACCACCGCGCGGCCCAGCGGCGGCUUGGGCGGCAGCGGGAGUGGGGGCGGUGGUGGAGCCGGCUCGGAGGGCGGGGGGCGGCCGCCGCUGCCGCCGGUGGCGGCCCGUGCGGGCCGCAACAACAGCAGCGACGGCGGCGGCGCCGGCUCCCAGCCGCCGCUGUCACCGCAGCCCACUUUCUCUCUGCAGCAGCAACAGCAAUUACAAUAUCAGCAGCAGCAGCCCCAGCAGCAGCCCCAGCAGCAGCAGUCGCGCGCGGCGGCCUUCACCGGCUCAGUGCUGUCCAAGCUGGGCAUCCAGUGGGGUAAAGACAGGGACCGGGACAGGGACGGCGGUGGCGGCACUGGCGGCGGCGGCCUGCCGCGCAACGUCUCCGCCGGCAGCUUGCAGCAGGGCGGCGGCGGAGGCGCCGGCUUUGGCGGCUUCGGCGGCGGCGGCGCGUCCGGGUCUGGGUCUGGAUUCCAGUUCCAGUACCUGAACCAGGACCACCGCUACCCACAGGCCUUCACGCCCACUGGCGCUGCCUCGCCUGGCGGCGGCGGAGGCGGAGGAGGAGGCGGGGAUGGGAGCUUCCCGGGAGGAGGAGGCGGCUGGGGCGCGUUUAGCGACCGGGUCCUUGAGGAGCAGGCUCUGGCGGGCGGCGGCCUGGGGUUUGCGGGCGGGGCCAUGACGGGCGGCGGCACCAGCGGCGGCGGCGGGGGAGGCGGGCACUAUUACCGCUACGUGUUUGACCCAGCCGACGUGGCCGCCGAGAUGGAGGUGACGGCGCGGGUGCGGCGGGCGGCGGCGGAGGCGCUCAUGGAGGCGGAGGCCAAACUGGCGGAGGCCAAGGCCGCCCAGGCCGAGCUGCAGCAGCAGGUGGAGCAGGCCAAGGACCUGGAGCAGGAGCUGGUGUCGCUGCGCGCCGAGCGCUCCGCCAUCCAGGCCGCCAAGUCCGCGCUGGAGGGCGACGCGGCGGCGGUGCGGCGGCAGCUGGAGGGCAUGAAGGACACGGAGGCGGCACUGCAGGCCGAGCUGGAGUCCAUGCGCAGCCAGGCCGACAUCUGGCGCAGCAGCCAGGACGGCGAGGCCGACAAGCUCAAGGCCGAGAACGGAUUGCUGCGGAGCCAGCUCACCACCAGGCUGAGUGAGCUGCAGGCUGCGCGCACGCGUCUGUCGGACGGCGAGGCGGAGCGGCAGCGCCUCAGCCGCGAAAUGGAGGAGCUGCAGACCAAGCUGCAGUGGCUGACCAAGAUUAACCUGCAGCUGGAGUCCAGCGCCGGCCAGUUGAACGACGCGCGCAAGGCGGCGGCGGAGUGGCAGGAGCGCUUCCUGCGCGAGCGCAACGUGCGGCGGCGGCUGCACGACCAGCUGCAGCAGCUCAAGGGCAACAUACGCGUCAUGUUGCCCCCGCCCCCUGCUGUGACGCACAUGUUCUCGUUGGUCAGGCCCGGGCUGAGCGCCUGCUGGCCCGUGGCGCCAAUGAAGGUGCCCACGUAGCCCGUCUCCUCCUUCAGCUCGCGCAGCGCGGCCGUCUGUGGGGGGCAGUCGGAAAGGGAGGCAGGCAGGGCGCUGAGGUCAGUUCGCGGUACUGGUACUGCCCAGGUCGUUGGGGCGUAGCGUGGCCGCAGCUGGCAGGUAACCGGCAUAGCUAUGAUGCCCUGUCCAGCGCCCCCCAUCCUAUAUGGAUGCUACCG